AUGAGGAUCUAUGGAUAUGAACUGAAAAUCCUGGUGGAUCAGGAUGCCAGGCAGGUGCUGGAGACACUGUCUCAGGAGCGCCCAGCAGAUCUCAGAGGAACCUGCUGGACACUCACGUGGGACAUCAGCACUCACUUUCUCAGAGUCACCAAUGAGCUGUGGCUGGUGCCUGAUUCGACCAGGAUGGGGUCACAGCACCUGGUCAGUGUCACGAAGAGUGAUGGUUCCAGAAAUCAUCCAUGUGGUCUCCAUGCUAAUCAAAUGUGGAUUCACAGUGCCCACUCCCAGGUGCAGCUGGUGCAGUCUGGGGCAGAGGUGAAGAAGCCUGGGUCCUCAGUGAAGGUCUCCUGGAAGGCUUCCAGAUACACCUUUACCAGUUAUGUUAUGCACUGGGUGCGACAGAACCUUGGACAAGGGCUUGAGUGGAUGGGAUUUUAUGUCCUCACCAUGGGGUCUGCACUGAUCUGGGCUUCCCUUCUCAUCACCCUCAAUAUUAGUGUCCCUUGUGAAUCAGGUCCAGCUGUGGCUGCUCCACAUGGGGCUGUUCUCAGUCUGUUCCCUCUGUGUUUGCAGAAGAUCUGUGUGAAGUUCACUGGUGGACAUCAGCUUGGUCCAGCAGGCUCCACGACCGGGGCUGGUGUGGGCAGCAACAGGGAGAAAUUCAAGAGGAAGUUUUUACGUGCACUCUUACACGCAUGGUCUGACAUCUUUACUUCUUUUAUCACGUUUGUUUUGUACAUCACAAAGAAUGGUGCAUUCUUCAUCUAUUACACUUUUGACUCCAGGAAGAGCGGAUUCACCAUCCCCAGAGAUAACGCCAAGAACACACUUCAUCUGCAAAUGAACAGGCUGAAAACCGAGAACAUAGCCGUGUAUUACUGUACACAGUGAGGGGAGAGUUUUGUUAACACAUGUUGA
Molecule: messenger RNA, 918 nt
Organism: Mandrillus leucophaeus (drill)
Lineage: Eukaryota; Metazoa; Chordata; Mammalia; Primates; Cercopithecidae
Exons: 7
Biological process (GO): innate immune response; B cell receptor signaling pathway; phagocytosis, engulfment
Cellular component (GO): blood microparticle; immunoglobulin complex, circulating; external side of plasma membrane
Molecular function (GO): immunoglobulin receptor binding; antigen binding
Source: RefSeq, a predicted model, not a curated record